AUGAUUGGUUUGCCUCCUCACACAACUCACCGCCUGCAGCCAUUGGAUGUGGGAUUUUUUGGUCCUCUUAAAGCAUUCUAUAACCAGGCCUGCGACAAUUUUUUGGUGAAUAAUCCCGGUAAAACUAUUACAGAUAAAGAGGUAGGACAUCUGUUUGGAAAAGCCUAUUUGAAAGCAGCAACUAUAGGAACUGCAGUUAAAAGCUUCGCUAAAUGUGGAAUCGAACCCUUUGGUCCGGACGUUUUUAGCGACGCAGAUUUUGCACCAGCUUCAGUGAGCGAGCGCAGACAUGUCACCGCAGAAGUGUCUAGUGAUGAUGACAAUGAUGAACCUCUCAUCAACAUAAAAAAUAAACUAAAGAAUAAAGCUGAAAUGUCUUUAGAUUCAGCUAGUUCAUCCGAUUUGCAAAAAUCUCCUAGUGUUAUUGGACUUCAAAUUGAUGAUGAUGAUGAAGGGAAUAAGAAGGAGAACGUGGUUCAGGAAGAUUUGGCUGUUGCAAGUCCAUCAGGUCUUCAAAACUUGAAACCCAAUCAGCAAAUUAAAUUUGUUGAGAUUAGACCUUUGCCUAAAAUAAAUCGACCGGUUCUGAAAACGAACAGAAAGAAGCAAAAGGCGUCGAUAUUGACUUCAACUCCCAAUAAAGAAGACCUCGAAGAGAAAGAACGAGAAAAAAAUUAUAAAAUUACCAAAAAGAAUACCUUGAAAAGAAUACGUGAAGAAAAAGCGAAAAGAAACGUUUUCAAAAAGACUGAAAGAAAAUCUAUCAAAGAGGCCCUAAAAAAUCUGAAGAGAGAAAUGACUUUUUUUGUCCCAGCUGCGAGGAACCAUACACUGAUCCUCCAGUUGAAGAUUGAAUAA
Molecule: messenger RNA, 858 nt
Organism: Anoplophora glabripennis (Asian longhorned beetle)
Lineage: Eukaryota; Metazoa; Arthropoda; Insecta; Coleoptera; Cerambycidae
Exons: 1
Coding region: 1-858 (285 amino acids)
Source: RefSeq, a predicted model, not a curated record